Messenger RNA from Culicoides brevitarsis, 759 nucleotides. Its product is annotated as chymotrypsin-2-like. Gene Ontology annotation, molecular function: serine-type endopeptidase activity. The coding region runs from base 1 to 759 and encodes 252 amino acids. Lineage: Eukaryota; Metazoa; Arthropoda; Insecta; Diptera; Ceratopogonidae. The transcript has 2 exons. The record is from RefSeq and is a predicted model, not a curated record. Gene Ontology annotation, biological process: proteolysis.
AUGUUCCGCUUUAUCGCAAUUUUGUUGUGUCUUAACGCUGUCUUUGCUGCAGUGCCAAUUUUGCCACGUAUUCAAGUACGUGAUGCAAAUAGUCGCAUUGUAGGAGGAGAAAAUGCCAAACAAGGACAAUUCCCGUAUCAAGUUUCUUUGAGAAAUGCGUUCAAUGGACACUUUUGCGGCGGAUCUAUCAUAAAUGCCAACACUGUGCUCACGGCGGCUCAUUGCGUUGUCGAUUCUACUGUAAAUAAUGUUCGCGUUGUCGCUGGAAGCCAUUUGUUGAGCAGCGGCGGAUACACAUACGAUACUGCUAAACUCAUUGUUCACGCAAGUUACAAUCGUCAAACGCUUGCCAAUGAUGUUGCUCUCGUAAAAACUGUUCAAAGCUUCAGUUUCUCCAAUUUGAUCCAAACUACGCCGUUGAUCAAUCGUGAUGUGCAAAGCGGUCAAUUGCUCGUUUCGGGAUGGGGAUAUUUGUCGACGAGCGGAAGUGCUCCCGAUAAUUUGCAAUAUUUGUACACAAAUGUUAUCUCGCACGCUGAUUGUUCACGUCGCAUUGGAACUAAUGCAGAUACAGUUUGCGCUUUUGUCUCAGCCAACAGAGGAAUUUGCUUCGGAGAUUCGGGAGGUCCAUUAGUUGUUCCGGGAGAAGGUCAAGUUGGUAUCAACUCGUUUGUCAUUGGAGGAUGCGGAUCUGGAUAUCCAGAUGGUUUCUGCUCUGUUUACUAUCACAGAUCAUGGAUCAUGAACAACGCCAACUAA